Daktulosphaira vitifoliae (grape phylloxera) is the source of this 2783-nucleotide messenger RNA. RefSeq names its product high affinity cationic amino acid transporter 1-like. Gene Ontology annotation, molecular function: amino acid transmembrane transporter activity. The coding region runs from base 169 to 1944 and encodes 591 amino acids. The transcript has 16 exons. Gene Ontology annotation, cellular component: plasma membrane. Lineage: Eukaryota; Metazoa; Arthropoda; Insecta; Hemiptera; Phylloxeridae. Gene Ontology annotation, biological process: amino acid transport; transmembrane transport. The record is from RefSeq and is a predicted model, not a curated record.
AAAUAAUAUACAUGCAUUAUAUACAUCAAAUAGGAAUGAUUGUCUCACUGUUUACUUUUCUGCAAAAACUGAUAUUAAUCUUUGCAUGUGUUUUUAGUUGUUUUAAUUUUAAUUUUAAUUACUUGUUGUUAAAGAUAAUAUUAUUUAACUAUUAAUUUUUUUUUCAAAAUGACAAAUGAAAAGAAAAAUAACUACAAGACAGCUUUUACAAGGAAAAAGAAAUAUCAAGAAAAUGACGAAUCGACUGAUAAUAAGCUUAUAAGAACUUUGAACUUAUUCGAUUUAACUCUUUUGACCACUGGCGGAACUUUAGGAGCUGGAGUUUACGUAUUGGCUGGUGUUGUUGCAAAAACAUUUGCUGGACCUGCUGUUGUUUUAUCUUUUAUAUUAGCUGCUGUCGUAUCCUCAUUUGCAGGUUUAUGUUACGCCGAAUUUGCCGGACGUAUUCCUAAAGCCGGUUCUGCAUACAUUUAUACGUAUGUUGCAAUAGGAGAAUUUCCCGCAUUUAUAAUUGGUUGGAAUUUAAUUAUAGAGCAUAUCAUUGGAGUUGCUUCUAUAGGAAAAGCUACAAGUAAUUAUAUUGACUCAUUACUUGGAUAUCCACAAAAACAAUUUAUGCUUAAACAUUUUCCUAUUCAUGUGGGAUUCUUAGGAGAAUUUCCAGAUAUAAUGUCAUUUUUAUGUAUUAUGCUAAUAACAAUGUUAGUUGCGUGGGGCGUCAGAGAGUCUUCUCGGGUCAAUAAUAUUUUGACAUUAUUAAAUUUGCUUACUAUUCUUACAGUUGUACUUACUGGAUGUUAUUUUGCCCGUAUAUCUAAUUGGACUAUUAAAAAAAGUGAUAUACCUUCCGGGGUCAAUGGAGGCGAAGGCGGAUUCCUACCUUUUGGUUGGUCUGGAGUGAUUGCAGGGGCUGCCAAAUGUUUUUAUGGUUUUAUAGGUUUUGAUUCUAUAGCGUCUACUGGUGACGAAACGAAAAACCCAAAAAGAAAUAUUCCUUUAGCACUUAUUAUUUCCCUUAUUUGUAUUACUUCAGUUUAUGUAUCCAUAGCUAUCGUAAUGACAAUGAUGUGGCCGUAUUAUGAUCAAGAUUCUAAUGCGCCAUUGCCAGUUAUUUAUGACAAUUUGGGGAUGUCUUUUAUUAAGUACAUAAUUUCCGGAGGAGCAAUAUUUGCCUUGACAACUACUUUGAUAGGUGCUAUAUUUCCAUUGCCAAGAAUUUUAUAUGCAAUGUCUUGUGAUGGUCUCCUGUUUCAAAUUUUAUCAAACAUCAACAACACUACUAAAACUCCAUUUAUAUCUUCCGUAAUUUGUGGCUUAAUAUCAGGUACAUUAGCAGUUAUAUUCAAUUUAGAGCAACUUAUUGAUAUGGCUUCUAUUGGUACCUUCCAAGCUUAUACUAUUGUUUGUAUAUGUGUACUUUUGCUCAGAUACAAAGCCAAUAAUAAAAUGAAAAAUACAAUAGACCUAAACAAUAGUAAUGGAAGUAUAAUUUACCGUAUUCUCAUAAAAUGGUGCAAUUUGUUAGGCAUAAAAACUCCUAAUUCAGAUACUCAAGCUGUUUCUAGAGUGUAUAUAUUGGUUUAUGUCUUUGCUGCAUUUUGUUUAUCUAGUUCAUUAACGAGUAUUAAUGUCUAUGAAAGCAUAAGAAAUUAUUUUGUUGUGGUUAGUGUUAUAUUAGCCGUAAUGUUAAUUUUUAUCAUGUGCCUUUUAAAUCGUCUUCCUCAAGCUGAUGAAAAUAUGUACUUUAAGGUGCCAUGUGUCCCUCUUAUUCCUUGUUUUAGUAUUUUUUUGAAUAUUUAUCUAAUGAUGACAUUAGAUUAUAAAACAUGGAUACGUUUCUUUGUAUGGAUUAUUUUAGGAUUACUUAUCUACUGGCUAUAUGGAUUUAAACAUAGCCUCGAAUCGUCUGAAAAAAAAGAAGAAAAUGAAGUCAGCAAAUUGUAAAUAAAUGUAUUUUUUAUGUGAAUAAGUCAAUGAAAAUUCCAGUUUUUUAAUUCUUUAUAAAUUAUGAAAUUUUAAUUUUUAACUUACGAUGAUUAGAAGUGAUUAUUUUAGUUUACUCUUAUCGACAAAAUUGUUACAAGAGAAUGGAAAAGUGUCUUUUGAUGCGUUUGAACAGUUAAGGCUAAUAAUGUAUAGUAGAUCUUUUGCUUAGGAAAUAAUGGUUCAUAUAAACAGACCAUUAACCUUAAAUUGUAUAUCAGCAACCAUUAAGAGGAAGUAAUUUUAAAAUAACCUAGGUGCAGUUUAACUGUCUCUUUCUAUCAGAUUUUCAUGUAGAUACAAGUGGACUAAUAGAAAACACAAAGUCAUUUUAUCCGUGCGUUCACGAACAUAUAUCAAAUUUUACUUACGUGAGAAACCACAUAUGAGUACUUAUGGAAUAACUUUUUAAAGUGCAAUGAUAUAAUAUUAUAAUAGAAUUUUCAAUAUAUCUUUAAUUUAUAUUUUAUAUUUUAACUAGAUUUAAACGAAAUUGAACUAUUUUUACUCAUUGGUGAGUUUUGACAUUGUUAUUGAAAAUGGCUUUUCUUUUAGUGAAUUAAUAGCCACGCAAUAUUAAAUUUCAAUUGUAAAAAUAAUUAUCUUUUUUGUAUGGCAUAACAGGUAUUUGAGACCAAGAACGUUACAAUCAUCUAAUUAUUUAACAUAUCAAUUGAUUUUUUUAGUUGAUAUUAUAUGCUGUAUACUGCAUAUAUAUUGUAUAUAAAACAAUAAAUAAUCUAUUAUAUAUAAAAUUAAAAAAUACAUAAUUUUUAUUAUAUCUUUCUAAACUAACGUUA